Messenger RNA from Musa acuminata subsp. malaccensis (wild Malaysian banana), 2149 nucleotides. Lineage: Eukaryota; Viridiplantae; Streptophyta; Magnoliopsida; Zingiberales; Musaceae. The record is from RefSeq and is a predicted model, not a curated record.
GUUACCAUCACUCCACCAAAAUAUAAACUCUACAUCACACAUCACACAAAUUCUUUGUGAAUGAUGCAACACAAAUGUAGUAGACAUUGUGAACUUCGAACCAUCAGCGGACAAAGAAUCAAUCAAGACUGUCAGUCUCGCUCAUCCAUGCAACAUCGAUUUCUAGCGACGUGACAACCUACACCAAUUGAUACCAAAUUGGGAAGAGGUAAAAACACAGUGAAAAUUCACGAGGUGAAGGAUUGACAGGAAUCUUCAACCUUUCUAAGCACUAUACAUUUGUUUCUUUUUAGCUGCUAAAUUUCGAGUAUUAUAAGAAAAUAGAGUAAGAACCAUCCUAUGCAAACAAUACUGAAACAGUGAAACAGUUCCUACAAGGAAUCGAGGAAUGCUCUUGAAUUCAGUCUCUUUUCUUCUCGUUUCCAUUGCUGCCAGUUGUAUCUUCUCUGUUGCUCUAUCUUCCUGCCUUAAUUCCUUAGUAUUGUGUCCAUUCAUGCCGGUAGAGUGAGCUGUCUGUGCCGUAAUACAGGGAAAACUGAAGUGCACGGCGGAAGAGGAAGAUAUGCUGGUGAUGGAGACAGCGUGGGGGGUCGUGCUGACGGUGACGGCUGCAGCGAUGGGGCUGGUGGCGGUGUGUGGAGGCUUGAGACGGCUGCACGAGUGGGUGCAGGAGGUCGGCCUUGGGGAGAAGCGCCGCCACCUGCCGCCGGGCGACAUGGGUUGGCCCAUCAUCGGUAACAUGUGGGCCUUCCUCCGCUCCUUCAAGUCCGGCCAACCUGAUUCCUUCAUCGCCUCCUUCGUCCGACGGUCAGUCAUUCUCAUUCCCCGAGAAUUUAAUGGCGUGGGGAUGUACAAGGGGUACAUGUUCGGCAGCCCCACGAUCAUGAUCCACACGCCGGAAGGCUGCAGGCACGUGCUGAUGGACGACGAGCACUUCAUCCCCGGUUGGCCGAAGUCGACUCGGCUGCUCAUGGGGGAGAAGUCCUUCGUCGGCAUCGUGCGCGAGGAGCACAAGCGGCUGCGGCGGCUCACCGCCGCUCCCAUCAAUGGGCACGAGGCACUCAACGACUACCUCCAGUUCAUCGAGCACACCGUCGUGACCACCCUCGAGAGGUGGGCCGGGAUGGGUCAGAUCGAGUUCCUCACCGAGAUGAGACGGCUCACCUUCAGAAUCAUCAUGCAGAUCUUUCUGAGCUCCGGGAGCGAGGAUGUCAUACGAUCCCUGGAGAAGGUGUACACCGAUCUCAACUAUGGGGUGAGAGCCAUGGCUAUCAAUCUCCCAGGGUUUGCCUUCCACAGAGCCCUUAAGGCCCGAAAAAGUUUGGUUGCAACUCUUCAAAGUGUGGUUGAUGAAAGAAGAGCAUUGAAAGCAAGAAAUCUAUCUCCAGCAAAGAAGGACAUGAUGGAUAAUCUAAUAGAUGUCGAAGAUGAAAACGGUAGGAGAUUGAACGAUGAGGAGAUAAUUGAUAUCCUGAUCAUGUACCUCAAUGCUGGCCAUGAAUCUUCUGGCCACAUCACCAUGUGGGCUACUGUCUUUCUUCAGGAGAACCCAGACAUCUUUGAGAAAGCCAAGGUAACAUUACAAUCAGCAGAGCAAGAGGAAAUCAGAAGAAGCAUGCCACCUGCACAGAAGGGGCUAACACUCACUGAAGUGAGGAAGAUGAAGUAUCUUUCAAAGGUUACCGAUGAGACGUUGCGCAUGGUUAACAUAUCAUUUGUUACUUUUCGUCAAGCAACCAAAGAUGUUUAUCUCAAUGGUACCAAUUACAAAAGGCUCAUUCAAAUGUUGAUCAAUUAUGCAAGUCAUGUCACAGGCUAUCUGAUACCCAAGGAUUGGAAAGUUCAGCUAUGGUUCAGAAAUGUUCACUUGGAUCCUCAAGUAUACACCGAUCCUAAGAAGUUCGACCCCUCUAGAUGGGAUGUAAGUUGGCCACCUUGUUAUGUGUAUACAUGUUUAUGGUCCAUUGUCAUGAAUUUUGCUUUGUUAUUCAAGGAUUUCACACCCAAAGCUGGAACAUUUCUUCCCUUUGGAGGAGGCAGUAGGUUAUGCCCGGGAAAUGAGUUAGCCAAGCUAGAGAUUGCUGUCUUCCUGCACCAUUUUCUCCUCGGCUAUGAGUGAGUCCUUUUACUCCCAAGCUAGUGGUAUCAC